This is a messenger RNA of Linnemannia hyalina, 1221 nucleotides long. Lineage: Eukaryota; Fungi; Mortierellomycota; Mortierellomycetes; Mortierellales; Mortierellaceae. The record is from the annotation of a GenBank genome assembly.
AUGUCUGCAUCAACUCCCACCACUCUUCCUCUUAGUCUCGACCACCUGACGAGCCAACAAGUCGAUAUGGAUUCUUCAGAAACAUUCAAGUCCUUUAAACAAGCCCCUGGCCACCAUCCCCACAACCAUCGCCAGAUCCCUUCAGCCCUCCCCUCCCCAGACUACUCCGAUUCCGACGAGAUUGAAGGCGGAUCCAACAGCGGGAGUACCAUCAGCACCAACAACACGAGUGGGACCAUAUGCCACGGCCGCGUCAAGAACCCCGAGGCAAUGGUCCCUAAGACCUGGUGGAAGACUGUCUUCAGCGACCAACUCUAUCUACAGACCGACGGCGACGUUGUCGAAGACUCGGCCAUCACUCGCGAAGAAGUCCGGGUCCUCGAGGGUAUCGCCGCUAUCCGCAAUAUUCUCCAGGCCUCUACUGAUUCUAAUGCAUCUGCAAGGACGAUCAAGGUACUGGACUUGUGCUGUGGACAAGGGCGCCAUAUCCUUCAGCUCGCGGAACUGUACCCUGCCUUGGAACUCUAUGGACAUGACCAGUCUGAAUUUUUGAUCCAAUUGGCCCGUUCCCGAGCCGCUGCCGCUGCCUCCACCAAGGAUGACGCACCAUUGACCACUUCCCCCACCACCACCAAGAAAAAAGGCGCACAGAUCCAAUUCACAAUCGGAGACUGCCGCUCGAUCCCCUUCUCUGACUCGACCUUCGAUCUCGUCCUAGUCAUGGGAAACUCCUUCGGCUAUUUCUCCAACGACAAAGACGACGAAACUCUCCUGACCCAGAUCCACCGAGUCCUCCGCCCUGGCGGAGUCGUAGUCUUGGAUAUCACAGACGGCGCCUACCAGCGUGAGAACUAUUCCCCGCGUGGGUGGGAAUGGGUCGAUGACGAGAUGUUGGUCUGUCGAGAGAGGUGGUUGAGCGAGGACAAGAAGCGGUUGGUCUGUAGGGAGGUUGUUAUCAAGACUGCUCAAGGAGUGAUUCGGGACCAGUUUUAUCAGGAGCGUCUUUACGACAGUGGCGAAAUGGGUGAGGCACUGAGGGCCGCAGGGUUGAAGCGUGUCGAUCAAGAGGAGGUCGGCGAAGAGCAGAACGGCCAGGGCCAGGAGGAUCACCAGGUGCACGACUUGGAGAUUAAGACCGGCAAGGAGAUGAGCCAGCGCGGAGAGGACCUUGGCAUGAUGGACCAGCGAAAGUUUGUCGUCGCUAUCAAGCAUACCCUUUAG